GUGACAUAUCGAAGAUGCCGCCACAGACAAAAGAAGAUGAACUGGACCAGAGGAAAGUUUUAAUUCCAGACUGGUUGAAGGCGGAGGUCUUUGAAGAUCUCCUAAGAAAGGAUGUCAAGGAUUACAAGGCUACGAAGUCGAUGAGGGCCAAAGCUGGUGUUCCUGCUGGGGAGAACUAUGCCACCAUAAUGCUUAGAGUGGAGCUGGAUGUGGAAACCAAAGAUAAAUCCCAACUCACCAAGGCCUUCAUGUUGAAAACUCCUCACCAAUCUGAGGCCUAUAGAAAGGUAAUUGAAAAGUCGAACAUCUUCGAUGUGGAGCUCGGAAUGUAUCUGGAAGUGGUUCCUGAACUGGAGCAACUCUACCGGGAUGCGGGUCUCGAAGUGAAGUUUGGUGCCGAGGCCUACGAGAUCCCUGUCAGCGAUUACCACGUCCUUUUGGAGGAUCUCAGGCCACGUGGCUUCAGGAAUGUCAACCGACUCGAAGGCAUGGAUCAGGCUCACACUGAGAGUGUCCUGAAGAAAAUGGCACAAUGGCAUGCGGCAUCUGCAGUGCGCGUGGAUACCAAAGGACCCUACCAGGAGAAGUUUACCAAGGGUUUUCUAAAGAACGAAGAAAUUGUGGAUGCAUUCUGUAAUCGUAACAUUGCGGUUUUCCUUAAUAACGUCCAUUUGGUGCAGGGUUAUGAGGCUUACCUGAAGGAUUUGCAUUUCGCAGCCGACAAGUUAUUGGAUAUUGUAGAAGAGCUGAACAACCCGAAACCUGACGAGUUCAAUGCCCUUAACCAUGGCGAUGGUUGGUCAAAUAAUAUCAUGUUCCAGUACAACGAGAAGAACGAGAUAUUAGACACGUACUUCGUCGACCUACAAUUGCCCAAGUGGGGAACAGUUGCACAGGAUCUAUACUACUUCCUGCUUUCCUCCACAAGUUUGGACGUGAAGAUAGCGAAAUUCGACUACUUUAUUUGGUUCUAUCACGCCGAGCUAGUCAAGCACCUGAAGCUGCUCAAGUACUCCAAGACCCUGCCCACCUUGAGGAGUAUUCGAGACACUCUUUCCAAGUACAAUGCAUGGGCCUUUGUCUGCGCCUCUACCAUCAUGCCAUUUGUCCUGCUGGAUCCCAAGGACGGCGCUGAUUUUGAAAAGGUCUUGGCUGAUGAUCCUAGUUUUAAGAAUUCGCUGUACUCCAAUCCCAGAUUCCUCAGGCAUAUAGAAGCCCUUUUGCCAUGGCUGCAGCAUCGAGGAGCACUGGAAUCCGGCAAAUCGGCCUUCAGUUUAUAUACGAUGACGGACGAGAACACAACUGUUCCAGUGCCCGCUUGGCUAAAGGCAGAUCUCUUCGAGAAAUUGCUGGCAGAGCGAUUCGGGGACAAGUAUGUGGGAAUCAAGAGUUUCGAGCCGGUGGCCGGUCUCAAGCCGGGGGAAAAUUACUCCUCCAUUAUGCUGCGCCUACACUUCGAAGUCGAACUCAAGGAUCACCUCAUCGAAAAGGUUAGCUACAUGCUGAAGACGCCACACGACUUCGAGAUGUACCGCGAGAUCCUGAAGAAGAACAACAUGUUCGUAGUGGAGCGGGAUGUGUUCCUGCAGGUGAUUCCCGAGCUGGAGAAGAUGUACGAGGACGCGGGUCUGAAGGUUCAGUUCGGAGCCAAGGCCUACGAAAUUCAGGCUCCCGACGAGUACGUGCUGCUGCAGGAUCUCAAGCCUUUUGGCUUUAAGAAUGUGGAUCGUCUGGAGGGCCUUAACAUGGUCCAUACCAAAAGCGUGCUUAAAAAGUUGGCCCAAUGGCACGCGGCCUCUGCCAAUAGGCUCCAUCUGAAGGGUCCAUAUACACAGAACUAUCUGCAGCCAACCUACGCCGACUCCAUGAAAGUGAAUAUCGAACAGGUGGCCGAGACUCUUGGAAAGUACUUCCUGAAAUGCCUGCCUCUCUACGAGGGCUACGAGGAGUAUAGCGAGGCGGUGCACAAGAUCCAACCCAAGAUAGUGGAUCUGAUGUAUGCAAUGAACACACCAGAUCCGGAGGACUUUAAUGCCUUAAAUCACGGAGAUUGCUGGACGAACAACAUCAUGUUCCGGUAUGAGGGCGAGAACCCUGAGCCAGCCGAGACCUUCUUCGUGGAUCUGCAGCUGCCCAAGGUCACCAGUGUGGCCCAUGAUCUAAUUUACUUCCUACUGGGAUCCACGCAAUUUGACAUAAAGUUGUGCAAGUUCGAUUACCUCAUCAAGUACUAUCACGAUCAGCUGAUAGAGCACUUGGCGCUGCUCAAGUAUCCACAGGCGAAGACCCCCUCGCUGCGGUUCCUGCACACUCAGCUGUUGAAAUACGGACGAGUUGGCUACCACACUGUUCUGAUGCUCUGCCCACCGGUUUUACUCGAUCGCACCGAUGAGGCCAAUCUGACCGACUUUGUAACCGAAUCGGAUAAUGGCGACGGUCUGAAGAUGGCGAUGUACUCGAAUGCUCGUUACAAGAAGCACGUUAGCGCCAUCCUCACUUGGCUGAAUAAUCGCGGAGCAUUCCAAUUCAUCAUGUCUGAGGCCACAAAUGGACAUAAGGCGAUACCUGCCGAGGACCUGCCCAAGUGGCUGUCCAAUAUUACACUCAAAAAGGCGAUCGUGGAACAAACCGGUAUCUUUGAGAAUAUAGUCUCGUUUACUCCAGUGAAGGGCAGCAGCGAGGGCGAGAACUACUCCUCCCAGUUUCUGCGAUUGCUGGUGGAAGUGGAGCUGAUCGAUCACAGCAUCAGGACCCUUUCCUUUGUCCUGAAGGCUCAGCACAACAACGAAGUGAUGGCCGCCAUUCUGGACAAGCUGAAGCUCUUCCAGAAGGAGGAGCAGAUGUACCACAACAUUCUGCCCAAGUUCGAGAAGCUCUAUAAGAAUGCUGGCAAACGCAUUCAGUUUGCUCCUCGUGCCUUUAAGGUGGACCGCGAUCCGGGCGUGGAUUAUAUUUUGUUGGAAGAUCUGCACCUCAAGCAAUUUAAAAACGAGAAUCGUCUGGCCGGCCUGGACCUGGUGCACAUGCAGAAGGUGCUGGAGAAGCUGGCCGCCUUCCAUGCCGCCUCUGCCUGUUAUGUGGAGCACAAUGGCCUAUUCGGGGAGGAGUUCACCGUGGGUGUGUUCAGCGAGGCCAAUCGCAAGCUGCUGCAGGAGUUCAAUGCCUCAGGAGCUUUCCUGGCCCAGCUUAAGAAGUGGAAGAAUGCUCAGAAGUUGUACGAGAAGUUGGCUGAUAGCGAUGACUAUCUGGUGGAUCGUCUUCUCCAGGAUCAGCAGUACAAUCCCAGGGAGUUCAACGUGCUAAACCAUGGCGACUGCUGGGCCAACAACAUUAUGUUCCAGCACGAUGCCUUCGGAAACAUUAGGGAGACCUUGUUCGUGGACUUUCAAGUGGGAAAGUACGGCAGUCCGGCCAAUGAUCUGUACUACCUGAUUUUGUCUUCGGCUGCGCCAGAAUUGAAGACUGCCAAGUUCGAUUACCUGGUGCGAUACUAUUUCGAUAAUCUGGUGGAGAACUUGAAGCUGCUCCAGUAUCACCGACCCCUGCCCAAGUUAAAGAACCUGCAUGCUUCCCUUUUCCGCAAUGGCUUGGCUGCCUACAUGGUGGUGUCCAAGGUGCUGCCCGUUGUGAUGCUGGACAAGACCGACAAUGCCAAUCUGGAGAGCUACAUUAGCGACGAGUCCAAGAUGAAGAACGCCAUGUUCACCAACCCCAAGUACGUCCAGGUGAUGACGGAGGUGCUGCCAUGGUUGGACAACCGCGGCCUGCUCGACUGGAAUUGUAAAUUUGUCAAAAUUGACUGCAAUAAAUUGACAAUGAAAGUACCAAAAGCUCCCGAAUGGGUUUCUGCCCUGUCACUGGAACAGGCGGUCCAGUCUUAUGUGGACAACGGCGAUCGCAUUGUGGCGGUCUUGCCCAGCGUCCAUCUCAUCCAGUUCCGCAACUGCACCGUUCUCCUGCCCAUUCAGGUCAAGGUUCAACAGCGCGACAGUACGGUGAGGAGGCUGUCCUUCCUUCUAAAGGCCCAGCAUGGCAACGAUUUCCAGGCCAAGAUCAUGGACCAUUUGAAAAUGUUUGUGCGUGAACAUUACGUCUACCACAAGGUCCUGCCCAGAUUUGAGCAGCUAUUCGAGGCGGUAGGCCAGAAGGUGUCCUUCGGUCCGCGUGCCUUCAAGCUGGACCGUAGCAUCGGGGUCCGCUACAUCCUGAUGGAGAACCUAAAGGCCAAGGGCUACCGCAAUGUGGAGCGGGGCAAGGGCUUCGAUUUGGAGUAUUUGAAGCAGGUGCUCCGGAAGCUGGCCCAGUUCCAUGCCGCCUCCGCCGUGUAUGUGGAGAAGAGGGGCAAAUUUAACCAGCUUCUGUCCAGCGGGAUAUACAGAAAGGCCAAUCAAGAAAUCCUCCAGGAGCUAAACAAUCCGGAAGCCUUUCUUUCGCAGCUUCGACGUUGGCGCAUUGGCACCCACUUCCACAAACAGUUUGCGGACAAGGAGGAGGUUCUGGUGGAAAAGCUACUCAAGCUGCAUGCCUCCGACCCCAAGCAGUUCAAUGUCCUGAAUCACUGCGACUGUUGGGCAAACAAUGUCAUGUUUAAGCUCAACAAUCAGGGAAAUGUUGUGGACACGGCCCUGCUCGACUUCCAGGUGGUCAAGUACGGGUCUCCGGCCAACGAUCUUUACUAUACCAUUUUGUCGUCAGCUGAGAAGAAAAUUAAGUUGGCCGAGUUUGACAAUAUGGUGCAGUAUUAUUUCUACCACUUGAUGGAUAGUCUCAAGAUCCUGGCAUAUGGCAAAGCUCUGCCACAGCUUGAGGAUAUUCGUGAGAGUCUCAGCAAGCAUGGCCUGGCAGCCUAUGUGGUAGUGACCCGGGUCUUGCCCAUCACAUUAAUGAACCAGUUCGAGGAUGAGGUAAACGAACUAUACGCCUCGAAAAUGAAGUGCUCCAUGUUUACCAAUCGCAAGUACAUCCUGGCUAUGAACGAGAUUCUUCCUUGGAUGGAGGAGCGAUCUCUGCUCAAUUGGAAAUGAUUUUUGUAUUCGAAUAAAUAUUCUAUAGAGCAAUCUAUAUCGAUAAUAA
Messenger RNA from Drosophila kikkawai, 5073 nucleotides. Lineage: Eukaryota; Metazoa; Arthropoda; Insecta; Diptera; Drosophilidae. The record is from RefSeq and is a predicted model, not a curated record.